This is a messenger RNA of Lymnaea stagnalis (great pond snail), 21959 nucleotides long. Lineage: Eukaryota; Metazoa; Mollusca; Gastropoda; Lymnaeidae. The record is from the annotation of a GenBank genome assembly.
GCUUAGAUCAAGUUAAAAACCACAAUUAAUAUGGCUGAAUGAAUGGGAGUUGCCUUUCUCAAAAAGCAACACCAGUACGAUUACAAAGUAGAUAAAAUAUUGAAAGCCAUGAAAUUGAUUGGACUGAACACCUUGUGGAAUGAAAAUACAUUAUAUACAUCAAUUUAAUUUCUAAGGUCUGUAAAAUAUGCAUCAGGUCGUCUCGUUAAUUAGUAGUUAGCAGUUUGAUGAAUAAUUGAGUUGAGAGUCUUGACCCUCAAGUUGAGGGACUGCUGAUGAUGGUGUGGAUAGUGAUAGCGACAGUGAAGACGAAGUGAAAACGCUUUGUUGACUAUAACUAUAACUGUCCCGUUUUUUCACGAUUGUACCCGGUGUCCCGAAAAAGUAUCUUGGGACGCCUAAAUGUCCCGUUUCUAUAACCAAAUACAUUUUGACAUUUUCAAUUUCAAAUCACUAAAACUAAAACUUCUUAAUUUAUUAUUAAAUUAUAGGCAUUUAAUGAUGUAUAGACAUUAUAGUUGUAUAAGUAGGCUAUCACUUGAAUGAAGUAAUAGUUUGGCUAGCUGUGUAGCCAGUGCCAGUAGUGAUGCGGGCUCGCGUGAUAGCUGCACUUUUCAGUCUUUUCUCCAUCCACUACUCUGCCGACGCUGCUUAAACGACAGUGUCCCUGCCAUAGAUCUUAUGUGUAUAAUUAUUUUAUAAGUGUUCACAGCAAAAUUAUUGUUUUCGUUUAUGAUAUGCCUCAGAGAUCAAAUUAAAUUUCUAAAGUGAAGUUAAAUUUUUAAAGAUUUCUCGGUCUCAAACUCAAAAUAGUUAAAAUGAGCAUAUUUCAAUAAACAGUUUCCGGCAGAGGCCCCGGACCCCUCUGUAACUGGAGGGUAUCCCCCCAAACCCUCCUUGGAUGUGUCCCGUUUUUUCCAGUUCAUGAUUUGGCACUUAGGCACUUUAGCAGAGGCAAAAGCGUGAAUUAUUUCAUUCAUAACAAACUCUCCUGCAGUGGUUCUAUGUAUACAGUAGCUAAACCCACCAAACGAUCUGGAGGCAUAUGGGAUAUGCACUGUUAAAUAAGUGUCAAAAAAGUUCUCUCUUUACUCAAAAGUGUUUUUGGGGAUGUUAGCAAUAUUCACCUACGCACUUGAAAAGGAGAAACCAAGCCAAUCCGACAUAGAUAGUCAUAUAUUCCUCUAACUCUUUGGCUUGAUUUUUCUGUUACUUUACUUUCAUCACAAAGCUCUGUUUAUUUUUUAAAUAUCAGCUGAAUCUUCAUUUUCAGAUUCUAAAGCUUAUUGAAGGCUCAUGCAAUCUUUGAAUUCAAAACUUCCUUUUUAAGAAUUUUUAUCAUAUUUCUCUAGUUUUUUUAAUGUCACGAUAAUACUAAAUAAGUUACUAAUAUUCUGCCAAUGAUUUAGCUGUCGUAAUUACUUAAACAAAGACCUCUUCUGUUCUGUAAUUCUGGACCAUCGCUAUUUUUUUCCUCCUUUUUUUAAAAAGUUGACUUUUCAAUUGAUUUUUGUUUGAAGCCUUUUGCUAAAUAUAUUAAUGUAAAACAAAAUAUAAAAUCACAAAUGAUCUUGAAAUCGAGGAUUUUUUAUUUUUGCCAUUCCCUUAGCCUCUGCACUUGGCUGAGUUUCAUGUGAUCCAUUUAGUGAAACACUAACUGAAACGUGUGCAUCACUGGGACGAACCAAGAUUUUUGCCAUCCCUUCCUAAAAAAAACUCAACGCAACCUUGUAGUUGGCAGAAAAUGACUUCCUGUAAUGUAUAGGAUAAAAUACCCCCACCCCCCUACACACACAGUUAAACCUACAGCCUCAUUUACAUAUUCUUAUAAUACAGUCCAGUGUACAUGUAUAUCUUUUGAAUUAAACAAAAAAUAUCAUAAGAAACCAAUCAAGAGUUUCAAGGAACAAAAGAUCCUCUUCAAUUUAGUACUCUACUAACUCACGUUCACUCCAUUUGCGUCAUAUAAAAAAAAAUUAUUAUUUUAUUUUUAUCUGCUGAAAUUUGCCACUAUUUGAAAAAUACCACUCAAGGUAGCUGUCUAUAUUGCCUACCUAAAACCAACACUGUACACAGUGAAUUGUCAGUCUAGUGUCUAGAAAUAAAAUCAUCAAAUGAGUAGACGUAAUACACCAAACUUGACCAGAGUCAGACUCUCCAGACUUAGACCAUCUGCAUUAGAUGUCAGUCUAGGCCUUUUAGCUUUAUAAUAUUGUCAUACAUAGGUAUGCCCUACUGGCAAUUGGAAUUUAAAUACUAAAACUGAAGAGUAGAUGAUUGAAGUGUGAAGACUCUAGACUGUGUUGUCAUAUACCCCAGUAAAUCAUCAGUGAUUAGAUUAUUCACCAAUGUCCACACUAAUGCUCCCCUCAUAAAAUGGCUUAGCUAUAAUUUAGGGUAGUGACAAAAAUAGGCUCCACUCUUCUCCUAUUUUAUAAAAUAUGAUUCUUAAAAAUAAUUAUUAUUUCAUAUAGGCCCUAGAGUCUAUAAUAUGUCAUAUGUUAUCAGAUGAUAAUCAAUAAAAAAAAAAUUUGUAAUACUUAUAUUACUCGUGAACUGAAAUUAUUAUUCUGUCAUUAUUUAAAAAGGCUAAAUCCUUUUGAUUGUAAUAUUAUACUGAUUAAUACCAACAGUCUCUUAUUAUUGUAAAUAAUUUUGACAUAUUCAACCAUAAUCAUACUAUAUCCUAUACACUAGAUGACAAUGAAACAUAAUUUGGCAUUGACGAUUAUGGGAAAUUAGCCACAUAUUGCCAAAAUGAAAUCAGACCCUUAUCAGUAACUUGACAAGCAACCAGCCCUGGCAAGAAAUUUGCCAUUGAUUAGUGUAUUGUUAACUUGACAUUUUCCUCUUGUUCUUGACUGGUGAAGCAGUUUUCAAGUAACUGGGCAUUUACACAUGUUUCAGGGGUAUUUUAUUUAUCACAUACCAGGCCAAAGUUUUAACUAAACAAUCAUAAAUGUAUGUCUUUUUGGGUGAGAGUUAAGGUCAUCUAUUGGUAGUCCAUGAUUAGUCAGUUCUAAAUAGUUAGGUUGUCUUAUUUAGAAAAAAAUAUCUUGCGCAGUGGUUCAAUAGGUAAUACUUUUUUGGCCGCCAGGUUUUAAAUCAAUUUAUAUCUCAGGAAAUGACAAUGCAAUUGUAUAAAUAAAUAAAUAUUUUAAAAAACUACACAUCUUUUAAUUUUAAAAAUUUAUACUACUUUAUCUAAAACAGUCUUAAGUAAAGCUUCUGCUGACAUGGUCUCCAUCAGCUAUGCCGCUAGUUAAUGGUUUAAUGUAUUUCUAUCCUAGUUAAGACCAUGGUAAAUAGGCCCUUAUACACACAUUCUUCAAAUUUGAUCAGCACUCUCACAAUUAAGUCAUUUGCUUAAUGUUGAAGGGAUUAAAAAAUAAACACUAAAAUAUAUCAUGUUAAUCCUAGGGUACAAUCUAAGCCUAUGUCUUACAUAAAAGAACCCAUGUGACAUAUCACGCUAUAUGUCUUUGUUUUUCUCCUUGAGCUAGGACAUUAGUUAAGUUAUUCAGUAAGUAUUUACAGCAAACAGUUAUUUAAUCAUUUUGUUCCCGUUUCUUUCUAGAUGGCUGCACCCAACAAUACACUACUCUGGCUUUUACUAGGAAUCUGUUUAAUUUUUAUAUCUUUUGGUGGAUUUGCAAUUUUACUCCUGCUGUAUUCAUUGGCAUUUAUUUCAGGGUAAGUAUACAUUUUUUUUUAAUAGAUUUAAAAAAAAAUAAUAAUUAAAUAACCAAGGAAAGAGCUAUGUGACUCAUCAUAUCAUUUAUUUUUAAUUCCAGAGCAUUGUUAAUUGUUUACAAUUUUGGUAAACAAGCCAUUGACAUAGAUGUUGCUGAGACAUCUUUAGUAGUUGGCCAGUUUGGUCAUGGUGGCAUUGAAAAGGUAAAUUUUGCUUUUUUUAAUCAAUAUCCAAUUCCAUGGUCUCUUUUUUAUUUACAGUAUAAAAAGUAUUAUCUUAUAAUAACUCUCUGUCCUCAAUUAAGUUGUGAUUUAUAGCAGUCUUUAGAUUUUAUCAUCAGUAAACCUUGCUUUUAAAAGCUAAUUUUUUAUAGCUUUUUGUGGUGAAAGUGGCACUUAGCAAAUCAGCUAACCUAAAAAACGCAUUAUUAAAUUAUCUACAAAAAGUUUAAACUUUAACUAUGAAUAAUAAAAAAAAAAACUAAUUAGAAAGUACAUAUUUCUUUCUUUACAAUUGAAUUCACAGUUUAAAAAUCUUAAUUAAAAGCUAUGUAACAGACCCACUGAUGGAAAAAAAUUGUUAGAAUUCAUACUUGUCUCUAGUUUUCUUUAACUUCAUCAAUUUUUAGCAAUUUUGAGAAUUUAAUUCCAUAGAUAACGCCUUAUCUAAUUAAUAUUGCUUGAAGGUUGUUGUUUUUAAAAAUAAAUAUUAUUUUUAUAUAUUUUUCCCCUUGACUUUUUAACUUGGUAAUUGCUUAAUUUAUGGGUUUUUUCAUAAUAAACAUCUUCACUUUGUACAGGUAAAGGAAUCCAUGGAGCCAACCACUAAAAUAAAAAACUUUGAUAAACGUAUGACUGGUGCAAGUGUAAUUGAUGAUGUCUUAAAGGAGGUAUUAUUUUUUCUUAAUUCAGUUUAGGGAAGUGUGGGCGAGGAGGGGGGGGGGGGGGGAAAAAAUCCCUUUUUUUUUUCUUUAGGGCUUCAUUCAAUGUAUGAACCAUCACUAAAGCAAAGCCUCUGACUACAAAAUAAAUGUAAAAGUCGAUAUAUAUUUUUAAAUUGCAGACACACCUGUUUUUAUUCCAAGAAAGCAAGCAGUUUAGACAACCACUGAGACAGUCUUUAAUAGCUUCAGAAUUUAUCACAUUUUUUUUUAUACAGAGGAUAUUUAAGAACGGUUUAUUUUUUUUUUUUUGCAGUACUAUCCAAAAGGGCAUUAAAAUUGGUUAUUCAGUAAAGUUUAUUUGAUAUUGUAUAAAAAGAAAUUUGUUUCUUGAUUUGUAUUUACAGAACUUCUUGUUUUAACUUAUUUUAGUAUAACCUAAGGGUGACUGGUUUAUUUAUAUUUUUUUCAGGUUUUGGAAUAUGUAGUAAAGGAUUACAUUAAAACCUGGUAUCGACAAAUAAGUGACCAUGAUAGUUUUCUUGUUGACAUAUGGCAGUGCGCUCAGAAAGUGAUCAUUACAUUUUCAAAUAGGUAUGUUAGGAUGUUGAAAAAAAAAAUUAAAGCUCUAGAGAUUGUGUUUUAUCUGGCUGGUACCAGCCCAGAUUAUUUAGUAUUGAUUUUUGCCAAGUCUGGUUAACCUUUACUAUUAUACAGGGGCUAACUUUGGAAAUAAAUGGUACUCAAAUUCUGAGAUUUAAAAUACUAUGUGUCCUCUAAUACAGGUCAACAAUUUUAUGUUUUAAGAUUUUUAUUAAACUUAUUUGUUUUCUUCCUAAUAGAUCAAAAGAGAUAGACUGGAUGCCAUAUUUUACUCAACGACUUGUGGAUGACUUUGCAUCUCACAUUCGACUAUACCGCAGGGCAGCAGAAAAGACAACAGUAUCAAAAAUUGAAGGUGUGAAAUUUUUUCUCUUAACAUUACAAUAGAAUUUGCUUCUACUAAGUUAGUAAUUGCAAGUGUAAGAACCUAAUAGUCCGCCAUUUGUGGGGGUGAGGCAUGGCAUGUAUUGUUUUUACUUUUACCAGAAUUUGAUUCCUGUCUUCCAGAAUGCUUUCUUUAUCAGUCAUAGGGACUGUGUCAUCCACAAUAAUACAUGAAAACUUAAAGAUGACAGAAUUAAUUUUUUAUUUAAUGAAAUUUCCUUCAAUUAAUUCUUUUUAAGUGUGUUCUACUCCCAUUGAAUGAAGUGACAAAUAAUUCUCCUUUGUGCAGAACUAAAUCAGAAUAGUUUUUCAUGGUAGCCUUGCCAAAAUUUCUUCUCUAAAUGUCUUUUCAACCAGAUAAUGCUGGUGCCCUUGAGAGUGCAUUCUUUGAUAUGGAAGUAGAGAUGGAAAAUAACAUGUGUAGAGAUUUAGUGUGUUUAGAUCCAGAGGCUGAAAGGCGUAAGUCAACAAAUAUAUCUUUAUGCAACUUUUGUUCUAGAUUUUCACUGCAUACAUUUUUUAUUAAUAACAAAAUAAUAUUCUUGUUUAAAUAAAACAAAACGAUUAAAAUAAGAUAGUCAAAGGAAAUAAAAUCUUGUUUUUUUUAUACGAGUUCUAAAAAAAAUUAUAUUAUUAAAAUUAUGUUCCAGAAUAUUUACAAGACCUCAGUGAAGUGUUAUUAUAUUUAUUGUUGCCCAAGGAGGAUUUCCACAAUAAACCAUUUCGAUACAUCGUUCGUGUAAGUAUCUAUGCAGGAAAUGCAAAAGGAAUCAUUAAAUAAUUUUACUGAAGAGCAUCAUUGUUUUGAAAGAAAUUCACUUUCUGUACAUAAAAACCCUUUGAAGUAAAUUGGCAUGUGUUUAAACUGUACACAUAUGUCAGGGUCCAUUUGUCCUAAAUCUUUUUUCCAUAAGUGGUUAUUGUUUUUUUUUUACUUUGUUUUUUUUUUUUCAAGUUCAGGCAUUUAUUUUGGCAGCUGUAACUUAACUUUUAAAACUACUACUCAUUAAUAAAAACCCUUUGAAGUAAAUUGGCAUGUGUUUAAACUGUAAAAAUAUGUCAGGUUCUAUUUGUCCUAAAUUUUUUUUCCAUAAGUGGUUAUUGUUUUUUUUUUACUUUGUUUUUUUUUUUUCAAGUUCAGGCAUUUAUUCUGGCAGCUGUAACUUAACUUUUAAAACUACUACUCAUUGUGUAGACUGACACAUUUUAUGGUUGAGGGAUUUUACUCAGAGGUUACCUCCUCCCCAAGAUUAGCUGCAUUACUCAUUCUAUUUCAUACCAGCGUUAAACCCCCCAAAAAAAAUUCAAACCGUUACGUCUUGGAUGAGAUCAAGCUUAAGAACAUGUUUUAAAUUUUAUAAAUCUUUAAAUGAUCCUUGUGAAUUUAAAUUUAAGGUGGAUGGUCAUAGUUUGUUUCCCUUUACGUUUUUAUCUUUCUUACGUUUUAGACCUAACAUUAGAAUAUUCCAUAUAUUCCAAUUGUAUACCUUGUAUGAAUGUUCAUUUGUGCACUUACCUUAGCCAUGCUUAUUUAUUAAUUAAUUUUUUUAUUAUAUGCCUUAUGUUCCCAGGAAGUUCUAGUCAAUGGUAUAUUCCUUCCAACUAUAGAUUUGUUGUCAGACCCUGACUACAUUAACCAGUACAUGGCUUGGAUGGUAGGUAAAUCUGCAUCACUUGUACACAUUUUGGAAUAGUUAUACAAAUUAUAUAGAGAACCAUUUUGUUAAAUUUACCAAUUUAAAACCUUUGACUUUAUUUUCAACUGGGGUUUUACAUUAUUAUUAGUAUGGUUAAUUUCAUCAUUUAAAUGAGCUAUAAUAAUAGUGUUGUAUUUGAUAUAUUGUACUACAGUGUUAUGAGACUUCAUUUACUCGCGAGACUUUUUUGACUGUGAUACGCUCUAGUGACUCAAUGGAAGAGUUAGAGGCUGUUAGAGAUAUGGUUGAUAGUGAUAUUGCCAAAUGGCGCUCCAAAGACACUGGAGGUAGUGAUGGUAGGUUAUUCUAUGGCAAUAUUCAUUUUUUAAAUUAUAGGCUUUGUUAUUAAAAUAUCUAUUUAUGGUAUAUUUAUUUACAUGUAAUUACAUUGUAUAAAUAAGUUAUUUUGAUAUAACAUUUAAAAUGAUUUUUUUUUUUUUUUUUAAAUUUUUUUUACACAUGUCCUUUGUUUAGCUGAAAUAAAAAAAAAAAUCUUUAUUGAUUUCUUUUUUGUUUAAAACUAAAAUAUUUAUUUCACGGGAAGUUUUAAAAGAAAUAAUUUAUUUAGUUAUUUUGAUAUAACAUUUAAAAUGAUUUUUUUUUUUUUUUUUAAAUAUAUUUGACACAUGUCCUUUGUGUAGCUGAGAUAAAGAAAAGAAUCUGUAUUGAUUUCUUUGUUGUGUAAAACUAAAAUAUGUAUUUCACGGGAAGAUUUACAAGAAAUAAUUUAUUUUAGCUUUAUUGUUUGAAAGAGCAGUCAUUGCCAUAUCUUUAAGCUAAAAAUGAUUAAAUAUUAUACCUUCAUCUUUUCAACCAAUACCAAUCACAUAUGGAUUCCUUAUCUUAAAAAAAAAAAUUAAAUUGCGCACAUUUUAUUUUCACCUUGCAGACACUGCCAUAAAACAAAAUCUGAACAGCUUGAUGUUUCUCCGUGACACCUGUGACAUGAGAAUUCGUAGGCUCAAAAGUGGCAUUGGCUCUCAUGAGCAGUUAAUUGAAGUAAGAACAAUUAAAAUCAGUCUUGAAUCACUUCUUUUGACUUGAAAGCACAUACUUUUUUUAAACAACUGUUUCACAAACCUUGUUAACAAAGUAAACUUUGUUAGAUUUUACUUUGUUAGAUUUAUUAUUUAAGUAUUGUGUCCUAAAAGAAGGGAAUCAAAGCUUUAAAAUUGAAUUAAAAUCUGAUAAUAUUUUGUGUUAAACUGUAAGUUUUAAUUCAAAUUUUUUUUUGGUAACUUUAUAAACCUUGUCAUUUUCAUUUUCCUCAAGGGGCCAGAUAAUUUACGGUACAAUAGUUUGUAUGUAUUAACCUUGGAUGAAAUUUUCAAUAACAACGUGGCUCUGCAGGCUUUCAUUGGUAGGUUUAUUUUAGAUUUGUUUUUUUAAUGUUACAAGUUUAUUUUUAAAUUAAUAAAAUUUAUGAAGCAGCCUUUAAACUGUGUUGGGGGUGGGGGGAUAUUGGGUUUACCAAGAACAAUAGGAGUAAUACAAUAACUAUUAUUUUAUAAAUAUUGUCAAAUGAAAUAUUUUACUUCUUUUAUUCCUGGAAGACAUGAAAAUAAAAUUUUAACUUUAAAUGUCUUCCUUUUUUUAAAUAUUGUUUUAUUUUUAUUAAAACAUAGAACACUUGUUAGAAUUUUUUCCAUAUUUUUGUUCCUACAGAAUACAUGAAUAAUAGAGGUGGUCAACAAUAUUUGUUCUUUUAUUUAAAUGUUGAGGUAGGUACCUGUUAAAAUGAACAUGGCAAAAUGGUUAAAUUUCCAUCGAAAGCAUGUACUGGUAACAUUUAAAUUGUUUACACAUAGCUUUAUUUUAAUGCAUCAGGUGAUAACAUUGUUUAAGAUUAUUUUAUCUUUUCAUAUUUGUAGUGAAGUUAACAUAUAAUAAUUUUAAUAAAGUUUAAUUUUCACUACAUGUAUUAUGAAUUAAUCACUGAUUUCUUUUAAAUAGGGUUUCAGGGCUGCUGCAGAGCAACAGAUAUCAGAAAUGCAGAAACUAACUCUAUCUUCUGUCACUGCAGCUGAGCCAGAUUUAGAAUCUCUGCGAAGAGCUGCAAAAAUUAUAUUUGAUCAAUACUUAUCAGAAAAGGUUAAUGAAAUGUAAUUUUUACAUUAUUAGUGCACACCAUCCAUCUUUAAUUUUAUUCUAGAAAUAUCUCUUAUGUAUUACUCCUAAAAGAAAGCACAUUUUAUUUUAGCACCUCUGUUUUCACUGCUUAAACUUAACUUGUCAAUUUUUUAUUGCAGGCAUCUUCAAGACUCAAAAUUGAGCCUCAGUACAUCAAGUACACUGUCGCAAAAAUGAAAAACAAAAUGUUAUCUGAAGAUAUUUUUGAUAUUGUGCAGGCCAGGGUAAGUCUGACAAUGUGUUUUAAAAAAAUAUUUUAAAAAUUGAUUUAAUAUUUUUUUAUUGUCAUUUCAACAAUCCAACAAGACUUUUCUUCAUAAAUUUUUAUUAGCUUAUUUGAAAAUGCCCUUCUAUUUUAUUGGCCUAUAUGAAAAUGCCCUUCUAUUGACAACACCAAAGAAAACUAACAUAAAUUAAUAAGCUCAAAUACCAGAUUUAUAAGGACACAGAUCCUCCACAUAGAAAUUUGUUACUCAUAACUAUUGGCAUUUCUGAUAUGUUGGGAAGUGGAGAAGUUUGCACAAAUAUGUGCUACAAAUUCUUUCCAAGAUGAUUGGCAGACUAGGCCAUUUAGAGACAGGUCUGAGGGUUUCCUUAGUGGAAGUUGCCUCUGUAUGUCCUUGUUUUCACUGAUGAGCACUGUCAGGGUGGAACCGAGUCCUGUCAGGUUGGUCUUUGUGGCAAUAACUAUGUUGCACAGGAAACCACAUCUUGACUGGAAGAGUUUUGGUGGAUAAAAACCAUGCAGCUAAGACAGCCAUGGUUCCUUAAGUUAAAUAAAAUAUGUGGUAAAUCUGAAGUGGAGUGUCAUGGGGAAAACAUCAGCCAGGUUACAUCUCUUGAAGCCCAUUAGGAACCACAUAUCUUGCCUAUUUGUCCUCAUGAAGAUAAGAAUAGCUCAAGAUCCUAAUAAUCAGAUACCCUAAAAAAAAUGUUUAAAAGGAGCAAGCUUGUCCAUCUGCUCUCAAACUCUAUGUGCCAAGUUUGUGUGUAUUAUUAGCAGUGUGUAAAUGCUUAAGUAAAACCAUAUUUCAGGUUUAUCAAAUCCUCCACUGUGAGUACUAUGAAGAUUUUUUGCAAAGUCCAGCCUACAUGAAGCUUCUGGGAGAACUUGGUCUACUCCAUAACAAAGGGGAGGACGGGGACAACCUCAGCAUGGAGGAUGGUAAUGAUAAGUUGUUAUCUUGUCUUCACAUUAAUUGCUAGGCAUUAAAAUAUUCAAAUGUGUUUUAUGGUAGUCAGAUUUGUUGAACAUUUUUGUGUUUGCAGGUAAUAUGAUAAUUUCUAGAUUAAAGUAGGCCUUUAAAGGCUUUACUGAGGAAAGCUCCCUAUAAAUGGGAAUUAAUUAGAAAUUAUGUUACGAACUCGGUUCUACCCUAAGGUUUGAUGGCUUCGUUCUGGCUAGGGGUUUUAAUAACUACACAAACUAUAAUUCUUACAUUAAAUAUCUUUAUUAAUGAACUAAUUCUUCAACUUCCAUUACUGUACUCAAAGACCACACUACUCAAUAACAAUGAUACAUCAUAUCCCCUUUCACCCAAUACGUCACAAGAUACUAAGAAUAAUAGAUAAAACGACACACAUAAUCUCUUAAAAAAACACACAAUCACACAAUACAUUCAAGUCUUUAACAACUUAACUCAAACAAGUUCAAACUCAAUGUUUAUGUCGGGAAGAAUUUUUAAAGAUUUAUCUAAAUAAUCUUAAUUUAUCUAAAUAAACAAUCUAAAUAAGAGUUACCUGAAAAGUAACUUUGAAACUUUCUAGAAAUUUUAAUAUUAUGGUACACAUUGCAUAGCAAUUUAUAAAGUUUUUUUUACAGCAAAAGUAAGUUUGUCAGUGGAUUGACACUGACUCUCAGCUGGAAUCCUUACUUUGACAUGUAGUAUUGCCUCUUUUGGGAGUAGAGUGGACCACAUCUACUCCCAAAAAUAUUUUUUUAAAAAUUAAACCCAUUGAUCUUUUAAUUAAUAAAGUUACUGUUAAUUUACAGUUACCCAUACAACGUCUGUUUGUUCAGUAUAGCAUAGACUUACCACAAGUAUUUUUAUUUACUUUUUCAGUUCCAAGAAUUUUGUGGUUUAAAGUAGGUAGUCUUUCAGGUCAAAUAGAAGCAUGAAAAAUGUAGAUGAAUUGCUGAUUCUUUUUUUUUUUACUGAUUGCUUAGCCAUCUUCAUUUGCUUUCACUGUAAAUACAUAGCUCAAAUUGUAGUGAGAGUGGGCUUCAGUGAUGCCUUUAUUUCCAUCAGUUAAAAUCAAAUGUGCAAGACACACAUGACUUGCAUGAAGAAUGAUUAGGUUUGCUUGUCAGUAGGACAACCACAUGUAGAGCACAUGAGCCUUAACCCAUUUAAAUUAGUCUUGGGACCAGGUCUAUUCUGUUAAAAGGUUUGUACAUAUUUUCAAAUCAUACCCUGACAAACAAGCUAGCUUUGCAUAACAGUGUUAAUGAGACUACUGCUUUAUGUAUUGGUCAAGACUGCUAAACUGAUAACAUAAAUUUAUUUUUUUUUAAUUUGCUUUCAUUUAAAAACCAGAUUUUAAUCUGUUUUAUUCCUCUUUGAAUCAUGAAUUCCUCAAAUUAUGUGUUAAUAAUUUUUCAUAAAAGACUAUGAACUUUAAAAACACAUUCUUUGACUGCACCAAAAAAGCCAAUAAUCAGUGUUAAAAUAAAUUGGGAUAAAAAGAUAUAUUAUACUGUUGCAGUUUAACACAUAUGUGAAGUUAAACGGGUUGUGAAAAAAAAGGAUUUUUUUUUAAAAAAAUCACAGUAUUCUUUAGAUAUAUUUCCAUUGAAUUCAGCUUUGGGCUUAAUGUUUACUAAAACAUUUUUUUUGGUCCACUUUAGCAUUUAUUUUAAUCCUAACAUUUUCAAGCAUUUCUAUAUCCAAAAAAUACUAUAAGAAUUCUUGUUCUGUUUUCUUCUUUUACAUUCAAUUCCCUGGCUUAUUAUAGUUUUAAAAGUUUAUUUUGGGUAACCAGUUCUUAUAUUUUCUAAACCACCUGCAUGAUAAACAGUGCUCUGAGCUUGGACUGCCUCCUUUUAUUUUUUUUUCUUCUUCUCACUUUCCACUGUUUAGAUGGAAGUGCUCCAACUGGGUCAGAGUGUUCUUUGGGAAGUGUAAGUUAUUUGUGCUGACUAAUUUAUUAAUGAAAAUGUCAGUUCAUUUUUUGUUAUGAAGAUAAUGCAAAAGCUCCCUUUUUUUUCUUUUUUUUUUUUUUUUAAGGAAGUUAAUUAAAUAAAAUUUUAAACACUUACAGAACUAGAAAUCAAGGAUGUUGUUUUUUUUAAUUUAAUUUUUUUUUUUUUUUUUUUUUUUUAUUUAAUUCAAAAACUUCUUUUUUUUUUUUUUUUUUUUUUUUUUAAGGAAGUUAAUUAAAUAAAAUUUUAAACACUUACAGAACUAGAAAUCAAGGAUGUUGUUUUUUUUAAAUCUAAAUAAUAUUUAAUUUGUUUUACCAUUUUACAUAACCACAAGAAGAAAUAUGUGUAAAACUUUUUUUUAAAAAUAAAGCUGGCAUUUCUGCUCUGCUUAUUGAUGUUGCAUUUUCUCUAUAUUUGUUUACUUUUGGGAUGCAAUGGUUGCCUAUUUCUAUUUGUUCAAAGCUAUAAAGAUUUCAAAAAUGCUAUGCCAUUUUAUAUCUAGAAAACAUUUUUGUGUAAAAUGAUAUUUACUAGUUAAGUAGGCUCAAGUUAUUGUCACUUCAGACAUUAUCAUUAUUUCUUAGGAAGGAGUUGAAUUCUUUUGUUUCCUUUAUUUGCUAAUCCCUCUGAUGACUGCAAAAAUUGUCCAAUUGUCUAUCUGUUAACAAGUACAGUAGAGCGCAGAUUAUCCUUGCUAAUUUGGAAUAGGUGGAGGUUCGGAUAACCCUUUUUUUGUUUAAUAACCAAAGGUUGCAUUAAAGAAGUUAGUGCAUUAAAAACAAUAAAUUCUUAAAUUUAUAAUUUGUUGUUCCAUAUUGUACAGUAAAUUAUGCACAGCAAUCAUCAAUUUUUACAUUGUUUCAAAUUUGUAAUUCUUACAUUCGCUGCCAAGUCCCUAAACCUUUUCAAAAGCAGAAGUUGCUUUGAGCAACACUACACUACUUUGUGGUUCACACCCAGCAUUGACAUUUUGGAAUGUAGAAAAGGCCUCAGCAUGUGUGGGGUUUUUGUUUACCUUUUCACCGCAUACUUCUUCAUCUGUUGCACUUCCAGCAACGGCUUCUGCUUUCAGGUGGUCCACAUUUUUGUCUUUAGUUAAAAUCCUUGGUCACCGAUGUCAGUUUCCAGAUACUCAUUGACAUUGUAUUUAUCACAUUCUUUGAAUCCAGGAAGGCUUUCGAUAAAGUUUGAAACAUCCUGGAAUAUUUUUUACAGUUCUUUUUCCUGAAUCUGUUCAUCUUCUUGGGGGUCUGCUGGAAAGGGCCAAUGCUCUUCCAUGCAUGAAUCACAUUCUGUUCAGUCAGUGAGUCCACUGCAUCUGCUAACAUAUAGUAGGCAUCCUUAAGAUUAAGCUUAAUGCUCUGUGCCAUGCAAAUGAUGUAAGAUAUUAAUUUUAAAAAGGCAGGGGCGUUUUGGAUUGCUGGUCUUCAGUAUUAUUGGCAUUCGGAUUAUCGGUGUUCUACUGUAGGAAGUUUUUUAUAGUUCAUUUCUGUAAAAAUGAAUUCAGACAUGUAAAUAUAAUGUCCACUUUUUUAGAUUUGCAUUUGGUUAAAAGUGCUUAUUUAUUCUUGAUUUUUUUUCUAAGGGUUUAAAACUUAAUAAUAAUUAUUUUGCAAGAUAAGGUAAAAAUUAAUUAAAAGACAGUUCAUUGCCCUGGUAUAGUAUUACCAAGAAUAUAAUUUAAAAACAAGCGUGCUUUAUUUGAAGUGAAAUGCAUAUCCUCUUUGACAAAUCAUCAAAAUAUUUAUAAGACUAUUUUUGAUAUAAUAAAAUAGAAUCAAGUCUAGAAAAUUACACCCUGGCUAGUAACAUGAAAAGGUUUUUUUUCCUCUUAGGCUGAAGAUUUGUUGGAUACUCAAUUUGAAGACAUGGGAUCUGACACUGUCUCCAUUGGAUCUGGUUCAUCAGCUACUUCAGCGGGAUCUCCAUCGGGGGAUUCCUAUAUACAUGCUCAGAUCACACAUUCAGGUAAGGUACUGAAAGUUUUGGAGGGGAAAAAAAUGGCUCUAAAGAGAUAUUAAAUAAUGGUGGCAGUAGUCAUUUAGAGAUGCUUCUAUGAUGACUAGCUUGGUGCCAUUUUACAGGCUGUCCAGGACAUUAUCAUAAAAUUUCCAUUUUUAUAACUUAAAAUAAGUUGAAUAAAAUUUUAAUUUACCCAUAGCUUUUAAAAAUUUCAUAUUCUUCCUUAAUCUGGCUAUUUUAAAAGGAGUUAUAAAAGAACCAGAGACGGGGAAGUCAUAUGCUGUGUUCGCUAUCACUGUACAUAAAAAAGAUCCCUACUCAGAUGAAGAGGAUGUGUGGGAUGUUUACAGGAGGUAUAGUGACUUCCAUGACCUCCACAUGAUACUGACAGAGAAGGUAAAGGAAAAUAGAUUUUAAAAUGUCUCUGUCUUUCUGUAUAUCUUCAACACUUUGAAUAAUGAGUUCAUUCUUUUAAAAUAGUGUUUCUAGACAGGUUAUCUCUCUCUAUCUGAAAUCGACUUAUUUUAACAACUUAUUUUGCCUACAAACAAGUUGUUUAGAGUUGUUGCUUUUUGAUGAUAUUGUUAAUUUAUGUUACAACUUAUAGAAUUUUCUUUAUUGUUUUUCUCAUGUUAAGUGAAUUUGGAAAUGAAUGUCUUUUGUUGUUAGUAAAUAAUGAUGAGUUAUGUAAUGAUUUAUAACUUAAAACAAAAAAAAAAUAUUUUUUACCAUUAAAUAAUGAAUUUUCGUCUCAUUUAAAUUUUAUAUUAAAAUAGCUCAAGAAAUAAAUUGAUUAGUCCAUAAAAGAUUGGCGUGAAUGACUUAAAUCAUGUUGUAAACAUUCAAAUACCAACAACUUUAACUUUGAUCUGCAUCUAGUUUCCAGAAAUUUCAAUUCCUGUCCUGCCUAGCAAGACAGUACUUAAAAAUAUGAGUCAAAAUUUCCUGGAGAAGCGAAGAAAGGAUCUUGACAAGUACCUUAAAGUAGGUAGUCGUUCUCUGAUACAAACUUGUUUCAGAUCUGGUUGUCACUCUAAUAUAGUUAUUACAGGUAAAUGUACCAAGAGCAAAGGUUAAACUCAGUUAUUUUAUCAAUCAUUAUUUUUAUUUAGAUUUCUGUAUUUUUUUUAUUUUAUGUUCAGGUGUUUGUUUCUUCAUUUUACCAACAGUUAAUUGCAUAAAAACAGGAUAAGUCAUGGUUGCUUUUUGCAUUGAUUCGCAGAUCUAGAAAUAACAGUUUUGCAAUAAAUUGUUGUCUACUAAUCAGUGUAAUAAAUAUGCAAUGUCUUUCAUUAUGCAGCUUUGACUGAGUUUUGUUACCAGAUUUUUAUGUAAUUCUACCCUUCUAUAUGGUCUGUCUGUCUGUCUGCCGCCCGGCCCAUCACAAUGCCACACCUCGCCCCCCGCUCCCACAACACAUAUACCAUUUAAAAAAAAAAUUUUAAUAUACAUGUGCUCCCAUACAAUGAAAGCUCAAAUAUAAAAAAAAUAGUUGCAAAUCUAUGCUCUCAAGAUUUUAAUAUCAUCACAUAUGAUGGUCUUUUUGAAAAUAAUGACAGCAAUGGAAAGGAAAUGUACACCUUGUAAAGGAAAUUGAUGUACAUUUAAUGAAAAAUUUAGUGUCAUUUAUAUUGAAACUUCAAAUAUACAUAAUUCGUUUGGAAACUGUUUUUGUGAAAUGAAAACAAUUAGUUUUAUAUUAUAAAGAAUUUUAAAUCUGAAUGAUUUAAAGGGAAGAUUAUUUUUUCAUUUUUGAUCCAUAGGUUUUAAUGAAGCCAGAAUUGCUGCAGAAUAUAUCAGGACUUGAAGAACUGAUGAAUCAGUUUCUUCAUACUGGCAUUUGGGAAAAACAUAAAUCUGAAUUUUCCAGAAAAGUAAGUAGAUUUUAUAAAACAAAAUCUCAAAGGUACAUCAUAAAAAAAAAAUCAACUUUUAAAUAAAAGUAUAAUCAUUCAUGAUAUCUUUGAGAUAUUAGCAUUCAGGCACUAUUAAGAGAUUAUAGGAUGGAGGGAAAAAAAGAAUAAAAAGUAAACUAUCACAAAAUAUGAUAUUUUUUAUAGAUGGACACCAUAGUGCAUCCACUGAAAAGCGCAUCCAAAAGUAUGGGCAAUGUUGUUAAAAGUGUUCCAGAUGGUGUAUCUCGUAUAGGAGAUGGCCUUGGAAAAGUGUUUACCCAAAAAAGUGUAAGUGUUGAUUACACUAAGCAUAAAUGCCCACUGAUGAAUUUGGCUUAGUUAAUUUUAAAUAUUGGGGAUUUCCCACACAUCUUUCAAAGGGUUAAAGUGUAAAGAAAGAAAUUUUGUUUGCAGUUAUAUUAAAUAAAUAGCUGUUCUGACAAAACAAAUAUGAUGGCAGAUAUAUUUACUUUGUGGCCAUUUGUAAAUAACCCAUGGGGAGUGGGUGUUUGGAAUUUGGGACAAUGAAUGAUCAGGGACUCUAACCUCUGUCUAAAUUGUGGUGUAAGGGUAGGGUGGGGGUGGGUUAAAAAUGGGACAUAAUAGUGUGACCUUAUUUAUGGAUGCCCACUUCAAUAAUGUAAAAAUAUCUUUCUAGAUGGAUCAAAACAAAACCAGAGAAACGAUGAAUCAGCUGAAAGUGGGAGCAGGCUUAGAUCCUGAGGUUAGUUAGGAGACUUUUUUUUAAUAUUACUUUUAGAAACACGGCUAGGAUGGAUGAGGAAUUUUAUUUAACUCUCAUGACUUAUUUGACAAGUGUUAAGACUUUCCCCCAGCAUUUAAAUAGCCAAGAAAAGCAUUAAUGUGUCUUUUUUUAAUUCCUAAUUAAGAUUUCUAUUGAUGGAUUUGAGAUUAUACUUUUAAGGGUUGUUAAAUGUUUUUCCACCAGACUAAUUAUUACAGCAUAAUAACCAUUGUGGCAAUCCUUUUUACUUGUACCUUUCAGGCAGGAGAGAACAUUCCACUCCGCAUCAUGCUUCUAAUGAUGGAUGAAGUGUUUGAUCUCAGACACAAAAAUCAGUGGUUGAGGCGAAGAAUUGUAGCCAUUUUACGGCAACUUAUAAAGGCAACUUUUGGCGACAAGAUCAAUAGGUAACCAUCUUUGUUUUUACCACUACUGGUUCUAACCAUGAUGGGUUUAUUAAAUAGCCCUAAUGUAUAAAUACUAUUACAUUUAUUGAACUGUAUCAAUAUACUAAAAAUAAAUUAGUUUCAAUUAAGACAUUUUAAAUAUAAUCCUACAUUAUGAAAUUAUAUUUUUUAAAACUUCAAUUGAAAUUUUUUUUAAACAAAUUUGAUUAAACUGCCAUCUCAGAGUUGUUUAAAUUGUCAUCUCAAUAUAUAUACACAUCAUGCACCAACAGUAACAGUACUGAAACUCCUGCAUCAUGUACGCUUAUUAAUGUUUGUCAAUGGUGCAUCAAUCCAACUGCUACGUAUUCCUAGACCCAUUGACAACAACAAAUGCCCAACAUAUCUGCCAUUUUCAACACUACUAGGAAUAUGUGGUGGUUGGACCAAUGCCCAGUUGACAAACGCAUAUAUCUGCACAAGGGGGGGGGGGGGGGGGGCAGAUUUCAGUACUGAUACUUUUAGCACAUACUGUAUAUGUUUUGAACAACUUGCCUUGUUUUGAGUUAAGCAUGAAAUUUUAAAUCGUCAUGUAAAUAGACAUUUUCAUCAAGUAUGUGAAGUUAUUUGGAAUUAUGUUUGAAAUAGUAUAUUUUUAUUUCUCAUAAUUGUUUAUCUUCUCAGAAAAAUAGUUGAGCAUGUGGACUUUAUGACUUCUGCCGAGCAAAUGGCUGAAUACAUGAUGGCCUUCAGGUAAGUCCUGAGAAUCAAAACGUCAUGUCAAACAAAGCUAUUGAUUUGCAAGUUUUUGUACUUUUUACCAUGGGCUUUUGCCUAUUUUAAGUUUGUUGAUAAAUGAUAUUAUUAAUGACAGCAGUUUAAAAAAUUUAAUAAGCAAAUGGAUAUGCUUUAAAAUUAUGAUUUUUACCCAAGAUUAGUCUUCUCUGGCUCCUGUGUUGUACGGUGCAUGUUGGCAACAGAACAAUGAACAUAUGAACUAUGUAUUUUGUGAAGCUCGGAGUGGGCCCUGCAUAUUUCCAGUUUCAGAAGGGCAAAUGUGAGGACUUGUAUAUGAAUAAAUGAGUUUGUUCGAGUGAGUGAUUGAGAAUAUCAACAGUAUAACAAUAACAUGGUGAAAAUGAAAUGCUAAAAUUCAGUUUGUUUUCUUUUUAAGGAAUUCCUUCUGGCCGAAUGGAGUGCUAGCAGAGCCACGUGUAACUAGGGAUGAAUCAACAAAAAUGAGAACGAGAGUCUUGUGUAAAGCCAAAAUGUUGGGCAGUGUUCCUGGUAGGCAUGGUUUUAUUAUAAUGUGAAUACUUUUAUUCAAUGAUUUCUGCACAAUUGCUUUUACUUUUCAUUUUAAUUUAACCCUCAAACUGUGGUCGACUGACAAAAUCGGCCGAUAUUCUCGUUCUGUGCUGUGGCGGCCGAAAAAAUCUGCUGAUUAAAAACACAGUCUGACACCAACUUCCAAUCUAAUAUUUAACCGAAAUCAUAGCCACUUCCUUUUAUUAAUAAUUAAAUCAACUUCCGGGUCAAGCUGUUUCUUGAUAACUUAACAAUAAGUACUUUUUAAUCAGAAUUUAUAUCGCUGUUUUUUUUAAAGCUAAAAUGGCGGAAGCUUUGACCGGGCCUUUAGUACGAGAACUAAUAUAAAUAUUGUUGAAAGCUUUUUAGGAGAGGAUUUAAGUGAUACUGAUGAUGAUUUUAACAUUCGCCAUGACAUCUCACUUCAGAUUCUUCUUUUCGUGAAUCUGAUACUAGUCUUAGUGAUACUGAAGUAGGCCUACUGUGGCUACUGUUUGACUUCGAGCCAGGCCCGGAGGUUGGGCAAGGACUGACUGAAUUUUAGUCACAGAAGCUACAGAUUAUAGAUCAGAACUAAUAAAUUUUAAAGUUUAACAACCCACAUCAGGUCCUCGGUUCUUUUUUAAAUGUUUACUAGUCAAUAAUAACCAUUUUGCCAGAGAUUUUGUAUUUUGUACUUGGUUUUAGCUGUGGUCCCAGUUUCUUAUACAAAUGACCUAAAAUUACUAAAAUUGCUUUGAGAGGUUUAAUUGUAAUCAAAACCUUAGCAAAUUAUAAAUUUUCUGAAAGAUAAAUGAACUGGCUACAACAUUUAGAUUUGUGUUUUAAGUGUAUCUAUAAAAAUUAAUGAUGUUAUGAGCACUUAAAAGCAAGAAAUUAUUUCGAUUUUUAUUUUCCUCAGCACUCCAAGGUCAAGGACACUGAGCAAAAAAAUUUUACGGGGUGGGCAAUAUAGCCAACUUUAUUCCCAUCCAUUUACCUUUCUAAAAAUAUAUAAUUAUUGGGGUCUUGCAUCAAUAUUUCUAUGUCACUUAAUGCAAUUUCAAAAGGCACUCAAAAAGCUCUGAAAAGCUCUACACUACAGAAUGAUGCAUGCCACAGUUGGAGGGUUAAUCAUUUGUGAUUUUUGUUUUGUCAAAUUCAGAUGAAGUGCGUACACUAAUGGGGACGGAUGCUGUACGAAAAGGAGUGGCUAGGGUCUUUCAAAUGUUUCAACACAAGACUCUGAAUAAGCGUAUCUUGUAUGUUGUGCUGGAGGGGGUAUUAGUGACACUUUUCCCAGACAACAAAUUCCAGACAAUAUUCCGAACGCUGCACUCGAGGUCUACAAGGGUAGAAAAAGUUGAUGGUAAUAAGCAAACUCCCUCCAACCAUGAGUCUCAGCUGCGUAAGAGGCAAUCAAAACGGUGACCUUGGAUAAAUGUGGUGUCAUUUUGUUUAUCAGCGUGUAUUAAAAACGUUAUCAAAAAUUUGUUUUAAAACUUUCCUCUGCUGAACCUAAGUCUGUGUAAAUAUUUUGUUUCUUAUACAAUUUCUAAUUAAUGCAAAUUAUGUUAUUCUGUAGUUUCCGAAAUGAGUUGCAAGAUAAGCUUGAUAAUUUAUGAUUGAUAUUAAAAAUUAUAGGUAAGGAGGUGGUGGACCAGAUUCUUAACCCCCCCCCCACUCUCUUGCACUGACACACUGAAGAUUUGUUUUUCUAUAUUUUCUCCCAUGUUCAAACUUCAAUAGGUUUUUAUAUCUUUGGUGGUUUGGAUUCUGAAAGAUUUUUAUCUUCAUCCAAGUAUGUUUAGUUUUUUCUUAAGGAGGAAUUAUGGGAAUUAAUACUUUCAUAUUUCUCUGUGGCUCUUUUCAUAUUUUUACAUGUUACAUCAUUGGUACUGUAAAUUACAAUUUGGUGCUCACAUCUUAAGUGUGCUACUGUUUAUUUUAAACACAUUUCAUAAUUCUCUCAGGUUUGAGGUCAACUUUGCUAAAUAUAAAAAAGUUGACAUUUUAUAAGUUCAACCAAAGGAGGCUAGAAAACACUGCUUCAUGGACCAUUUACUUUUAUUUUUUUAAACUUUCUUUAAGUUCUAGAAAUAUAUUUGGUAUUAAUGCAUUUAAAACCUCACUGAUUAUUUUGCGUUUUAAAUGACUAUUCGUUUUUUGAAGAUGUCACAUUCAACUCAAAUGCGGAGAUAGGGAUGUAAGAUUUACUCAGAAGUUACAAUUAGUGAAAAACUUUGUUUUCUUAAAUUGUUUUAUACUAUGAUGAAGUGUAGAAGAGAGUUUGUUAAAAGUUGCAGCAUUGCGUUGAGAAUGAGAUAUUUUAGUUUUGGAACAUAACCAAUGCUCUAUUGUAAAAAGCUGGUUACAUUCUUUAGACAAUUGUUAUCUAAAAGGAAUAUUCAUUCUAGUAUGCAAAAAUAAUUUGUUACUUAUUUCUUUAGAAAGAUGUACCAUAAUUUUCAAAGUAUAACUUGGUUUUUGGGGCAUAGGAUCAUUUUUCAUUGGUUUAAUAUUUAAAUCUUUAUUUUUCCUGACAUAACCUUACACAUAUUCAUGAAUUUUGCAAUUUAUCACUUUAAAUUUUCUCAUUUUAGGCACUUUUUAAAGACAAAUUAUUUUUUUUUAAAUAUUCAGUCAAUAUAUCUAUAUGUAUUUUUACUUAUAAUUCAUGUACUUGUGCAAUAUUUUAAUUUGAAAAUUGCCUAAUGUUUAUAGAUUUUGUAUAAUGAAAAUGGGUUCUCACAUUUCUGGGUCAUUUUUAAGAGUAUUCAAACGAAACAAAUACCACUAUCAACAAGAUGAUAUUGUACCUUUUUUGACUAUUGGAAAAUAUAAUGCAACUUUAUAGGCAUUAAUAAGAUUGUCAUGAAAAUAUUUAACACAGGGAAACUCUCAGUUGUAAAUUUUUUAAGGAAUUUAGUUGAAUUAGUUUCACAUAAGAUUUUUUUUUUCCCAUGCUUUUUCAUAAAUGGGCACUAAAUUUAUGAUUUAGCUCUGGCCGUUAAAAACAAAAUGACCUUUGCAUUUCCUACCAAUAUCAUUACUGUAAUUCUGAUGUUAUUUGAUAUUCACACUAUCACACUAUAUUAAUUUAUUUCAUCAUUGUAAAAGACAUUAAAGAGCUUUCAGAAAAUGCCAGUAU